CCAGCCCUUCUUGUUUAGAGCCCUUCGGCCGCCAUGACGGACUUCCUGCGCCAUGGAGGACUGUUGCUCACUGUUAUGUAGCAACAACGAAGGGGCGACGUCAUCCUUGAUCUCAGUGGCCUUCAUGCCGCCCAACGAUGCUCAAAACGAGGUUAACCUGGGCACCCACAUACCAGAGAAGCCCUUGCCUGCCUUGCCGGAGACGGCGCCAAAGAUCACGCGUCCCACAUUCUCCCGGGCCUGCUGCGGGCGUCCAGGAGAGCCGCUGAACAAGGUGUGCCUACUGGUUUCCACAGACCUCGAAGGGUUUCUACCCUACAGACUCAUCAUCUCCGAAGAGAGAGGCUUUGACUUUGCCUCCCUUUCUCCAGCACCCGAUUUUUGCUUGGAGCCUGCGCACGUGGUCAAGGUCCAACGAAUCUCUUUGGAUGCCUGGCAACAGGACCGCAGCUUUGGACUGCUGUGCAGGACUGUGGAAGCCAGGAGUGGUUUGAAGGUUUCUUUAGACUGGAGCGUUCAGGAUCGUGUUCGACCACCCUAUGUCCAUUUGGUGCAGAUCCUGGCACGCGAGAAGGAGGAGAAGCAUCCAGGGCAUUGCUCAGACUUCAUCAUCGUGGUGGGUGUGCAGACUGAAGCCCUGGCGGAAGAGCUCUUGCGCAGUUGCCUGCUGCUGAAAAAGCGACGGGCCUUGACAGCCUCCAGAAAGGUGGAAUCUUUGCUUGGGAAGACUUGGAGGCCAUCGAGGAUGGGAUACCAUGAGGUGCCAUAUGAACAGCACUGUGGGGAAUGUGGGACGAUCAGGAACCCAUAUUUGGCUGCAAAAAGAGGCUUGAUGCUUCAAGGAUGCAGUUUACGAGCUAUCAGAGCAUUGAAGUACCUCAAGAAGGACUUGCAUGAGCGUGAGACGUAAAUGAGGAAGCAAAUGGGGAAGGAUGGGGGGAAGGGAUGUGGGUGGAGAUGAGCUGGAUGAAGCUGACACACAUGCGGCAUGAGUCAGCAAUUGCAUCCAGCGAUUUCGAUUGGGAUGAGCAAUGCAUGAAGCUGAGAGGGUUGGAAAGAAACAAAAGAACAGGAUGAACAUAUUGGAAAGAGUUUUAUAUAGAGGCCAGUGGGGUUCGUUAUAUAGAGGCCAGUGGGGUUCGUUGUCCUUCCACCCGGCAGGACCAAAUGAAGGACCGGGUAGUGUGGACCGAUUAUGGCAGGGAUUAUGGCAGGCGACUAGAACUGAGCGCAGGUCUCAGGGCGCGCACGUCGGGCAGGGUGUUGUAAAGAUUGCUUUACAGGAUUUUCUGGGAGCGGCUUUGGGAUUCUGCCAGGUCAAAAGCAAUGAGUCAAUGAGAUUCUUAUGCAGAGAUGGGUCCAGGAAGCAUUGAGAUGCAUUAGGGGUGGUGCAGACAGAAAAUACGGUGAGAAGGAUGAAGCUGACGAUAUGGAAGGAGAGUCAUUGCAAAAGACGCAGGAUGAGCCUCGAGCAUCAGAUUACACCUGGGCAGUUGCGAUUAAUGAGGAGCCCAAUUGCUCCGAGAGCUCUAUUCACGUCCAUCAGGGGAUGGGCCAAGAUCAGGUGAUCAGUCAGUUGGAGCACUAUCGGUAUCAGCAUCAGUAUCAGCCAAGAGGCACACGGGUAUAAGAGCAUUUGUGUAUGUGAAGGAUAAGGAGCAUCAGAUACCAAAACCAAGGAGAUUUCCGAUGAGGAUUUGAUCCAGGAUAUGGCGCAGAGUGGUCAGCUGGUGGUUGGAGGGGGUCAGGUGAGGGGGCUGACUGGUGAUGAGAUUGUCAGGUGCCUCCAAAGGUCAAAAGACAACCUUCGAAGGAUCAGUCAUUUCACGGGAAGAAGGGUGGGGGGCAAGUGAAGUUACAACAUUGGGAUAAGAGGGCGGUGCAUGGCAGUGCAUGGUGGCCAAAAAGGAAAAGCCAUUCGAGCUACAAGGAUGCAGCUCCCAGGUGCUGAUGUUAACUGAACUGGGGGUAUCAAGAGAUUGGACCCCAAGAAAGGUGGACCAAACAAAUUUACUGGGGGCAGUUGCGUCAACAUUUAAACAUGGGCUAGAAGGUUUUUGAAAGGCAUCUGUCUAUCUUUGCAAAACCCAAGGCGGACCAAACUGAUUGACGGGGGUAUGAUAAUCCUGUGUCUCCAUUACAGGGUGCCGUGAGGACAGGUUCCGAAUGUGUUCUUCACUGCAAUUUGCAAUCGUGUUAGCUGCCUGUAAUUGGACCCAUGUCCAAAUAUCCACCGUGCAUUUGAGCUUGUGCAUCGGAGGUGAAGAGCACGGUCAAUGGAGGCAGCAGAGCAAUGUUUACGGAUGGACGUUGCUGUCACUUUUGUCUCAGAACGAUUUUCUGAAUGGAAACAAGGGGCUGGAAUGGAUGCAAAGAUUGGCCAUUGUUGAGUGACAAAUGCUUUCUCCCCAAACAAGUGAGGGUUCAGCGCUACCCAGGCAUCCUUCAUCAAGAACCGAUUCCGAACUGAUUUAUACCCAAGCAUUGGUAAAGCUACAGAUACUUGCAUUUAUCUGCCACAUUGCUCGGACAGGUUUGGCUGAACCGAAGAAGAUCCCGUGACAGAAACACUGCGUGCGGG
This is a messenger RNA of Durusdinium trenchii, 2581 nucleotides long. The record is from the annotation of a GenBank genome assembly. NCBI's taxonomy places the organism in Eukaryota, Dinophyceae, Suessiales, Symbiodiniaceae.